CGCGCCCGCCGCCGAGCUCCUCCCGCGACGCCAUGGAGACCCCCGCCGCCCCUGCGCCGCCCGCCGCCGAGAGCCCCUCGUCCGCCCGCGACGGCGCCCAGCGGCCCGGGACCCCCGGCUGGCGCGAACGCCUGCGGCCUCUGCGGGGCGCGCUGCCGCCCGACGUGGGGCGCGAGACGGCGGAGCUGGCGGCGCUCGCGGGCCCAGUGUUCCUCGCGCAGCUGCUGACCUUUCUCAUCAGCCUCGUCAGCUCCGUAUUCUGCGGACACCUGGGCAAGGUCGAGCUGGAUGCGGUUACGCUUGCUGUCUCGGUUGUGAAUGUCGCCGGGAUUUCCGUUGGAACCGGCUUGGCCUCCGCUUGUGACACUCUCAUGUCUCAGUCCUUCGGAGCCAAGAACCUAGAACGUGUGGGGCUCGUCCUUCAGAGAGCCAUCCUCAUCCCGAUGCUGUGCUGCUUCCCGCGCUGGGCCCUCUUCCUCAACACCGAGCGCCUCCUCCUGCUGCUGAAGCAAGACCCCGGCGUCUCCAGGAUAGCCCAGAUCUAUGUGAUGAUUUUAAUCCCUUCUUUUCUGGCCACAUUCCUGUUACAGCUGCAGGCAAAAUAUUUACAAAGUCAGGGCAUCAUCACGCCUCCAGUGGUUACCGGCAUCGCAGCGAACGUCCCCAACGUGGGCACGAGUGCCCUCCUGCUGUACGCCCUGCCCUUCGGAGUCGCAGGAUCUGCCUGGGCGAACACCACUUCCCAGUUCUGCCUGUCUGCUCUUCUCUUCCUGUACAUGUGGUGGAAAAAAAUCCACGUCAACACCUGGGGAGGUUGGACCAGGGACUGUUUCCAGGAGUGGGGCUCCUUCAUCCAGCUGGCCAUCCCCAGCAUGUUCAUGGUGUGCAUUGAGUGGUGGACCUUUUUUUUUUUUUUUAAUUAAUUAAUUAAUUUAUUUAUUUAUGGCUGUGUUGGCGUGACAGAGCUUGGAGCCCAGGCCGUCGUUUAUGUACUGGCUUCUGCGGCCUACAUGGUGCCUCUAGGCCUUGGCGUGGCAGCCAGCAUCCGGGUGGGCGGUGCCCUGGGGGCAGGGGAUGCCCAGCAGGCACGACACUCCUGUGCCACCGUCCUCCUGUGUGCAGGUGUUUGCGCACUUGUAAUGGGUAUCUUACUUGCCGCUUUAAAGGACAUGGUUGCCUAUGCAUUUACCAGUGGCAAAGAUGUCAUGUCCCUUGGGAGCCAAGUGAUGCCCAUUUCUGCUCCCUUUCAUCUGUUUGAUGCACUUGCGGGCACCUCUGGUGGAGUCCUGAGAGGUGCAGAACAAAAGAUGGGUGCCUUCCUGAAUGCCAUUGGUUAUUACGUUUUUGGUUUUCCCCUUGGAGCAUCUCUGAUGUUUGCUGCUAAUCAUGGGAUAAUAGGUCUCUGGUUCGGAUUGAUGGUCUGUGUCUUCUUUCAAGCCCUCUUCUACUUGGUGUACACCUGGAGGAUAAACUGGAACAGAGUGGCAGAGCAGGCACAGGUUCGAGCCGGGCUGAGCGGGACGAAAGAGGCCGUGCCCACUGCAAUAGGUAAGGGAGUUUACGGGGGACGUUCUCCAAUGUCCUUUAUUUCUGGUUCUCACGCCUGGAACUCGGUGCAUGAGCUCCUGCUCCCUUGCGCAGUAGCUUGUCUCUGCCUUUCUCAUUGGGAGGCCAACUCUGCGUUCCCCUCUGGAACGUGCUUAAUAACCCCACAUGUAACAAACCAUUUACAACGUAGGCUCGUGUCACCUUCAGGAAUACCCUUUACUCAGACUAGCACGUAAGGAAAUACCUCACUGUUCUCUGCAAACAGAUCUGUCCAUCCUAGAGAAAGAGGUAGCCGAUGGGGUGAUUCUACCUGAUGUCAUCCGACCUGAGAGCCAGGCCAUGCAGCUGGUGGAGGAGAACAGCUCGUGUGGGGUGGCCACCAUCGGGGAGGUCUUGACGGGGACCCAGCUGAUUUUGUAUCACGGGGCGGCUGUAGUUUUAGCUUUCGCUGUCCUGGUAGCAGGAAUUGUAAUAAGAGUUUUCACUGACUGUGGCUGAAACGGAAUCACCGGGACAGUGGUUACGCUCUCAACUAAAUGUGGAAAGGAUACCACUUAGUUGAGAUGUGUGCUUAGUUAUUCUGAGAGUUUGCACGAUCUUACUGCUUACUGAAGAUCAAGAAAAGAGUUAUAAUUUUAAGUGAACUUUUCUCCCAAACAUUAACUCUGUCAUGGUUUUUAAAUCUGCAAAUCUGGUUUUCCCGGUUGUAAGUGUUCUUUAUGCUGUCGUAUAUUUAAUAUCUUUCGUCUUCCAGGAAAGCAGGUCCUCGAACAUUAACCGCUGGUCACGCUGUCUUUGUGUUUCUCUGUUACGUGUUCAGUCUUGUCCGUGAGUUUGUACGAAGUGCUGUCUAGUCCGGUCCCAGGUAGUGCCGUGUGA
Messenger RNA from Balaenoptera musculus (blue whale), 2427 nucleotides. RefSeq names its product solute carrier family 47 member 1 (gene SLC47A1). Lineage: Eukaryota; Metazoa; Chordata; Mammalia; Artiodactyla; Balaenopteridae. The record is from RefSeq and is a predicted model, not a curated record. Gene Ontology annotation, biological process: xenobiotic detoxification by transmembrane export across the plasma membrane. Gene Ontology annotation, molecular function: antiporter activity; xenobiotic transmembrane transporter activity. Gene Ontology annotation, cellular component: membrane.